Prunus avium (sweet cherry) is the source of this 981-nucleotide messenger RNA. Lineage: Eukaryota; Viridiplantae; Streptophyta; Magnoliopsida; Rosales; Rosaceae. The record is from RefSeq and is a predicted model, not a curated record.
UAUAGAAAGCGAUGUACCGUUGGAUAUUGGAUCCUACAGAUCGCUAUGCAGUCUUGGCUCAUGUGGCAAUCAAGAAAUCUGAGACUGACUACAAUGUCAUCGUUGAAAUUUCAAGCACUCUAUCUCCUGAAGAGCUCCUGGCAGUAAGAAGGGCUUACCAACUUCGCUACAAGCACUCUUUGGAGGAAGACUUGGCUGCACAUACCACCGGUGAUAUCCGCAAGCUUCUGGUUGCUUUGGUGACUACUUAUCGGUAUGAUGGUAGUGAGAUCAAUGCGAAACUGGCAAAUUCGGAAGCUGAUAUUCUUCAUGAUGCCAUCAAAGACAAGGCUUUCAAUCAUGAGGAAGUUAUUAGGAUCCUCAGCACAAGGAGCAAGACGCAGCUCAUGGCAACCUUCAACCGCUACAGAGAUGACCAUGGCAUUUCCAUCAGCAAGAAUUUGUUGGAUGCUGGUGCUGAUGAUUUCCAGAAGGCACUUCACGUCGUCAUUCGAUGCCUCAAUGACCCAAAGAAGUACUUUGAAAAGGUACUUCGCCACGCAAUCAAAAGGACUGGGACAGAUGAGGAUGCCCUCACUCGCGUGAUCGUUACGAGGGCAGAGAGGGACUUGAAGGACAUCAAGGAGUUUUACUACAAGAAGAACAGUGUUCAUCUUGAGCAUGCUGUGGCCAAAGAAACUUCAGGAGAUUACAAGGCAUUCCUCGUUACCCUGCUAGGGCAGGAAGCUUGAAACCGUUCUCUGAGCAAGUUAUUAGUAUAAUAAUCCAGUUGGUUGUGUUUUAUGUUGGACUUUGAUGGCAGUCUUUGUUUUCUUAUGUUUGUGUCUUAAGUUACCAUGUUGGAUUGGCUAUCUGUCUUCGUCUAUGUUUGUUGGAGUUUUAGUUUUUAUAAAGAGUUGUCUGUCAGACUUUCAAAUUUGAUGGAUGAAUUAAGCAGAAGUUAUAUUUAUAGCUAGUCUUGCAAUGUGUUUGGAUUGAUAA